Molecule: messenger RNA, 1770 nt
Organism: Cylas formicarius (sweet potato weevil)
Lineage: Eukaryota; Metazoa; Arthropoda; Insecta; Coleoptera; Brentidae
Exons: 5
Coding region: 941-1729 (262 amino acids)
Source: RefSeq, a predicted model, not a curated record
UUAGUUUAAGUUUAUUAGUAAUUAUUUUUAUUUCGUGUCUAAUACAGCGUGUGUUGAAUCGUGUGCGAAUUAUGCAAAAUAUGUGCGAGUCUAGUGUAUCUUAGGAGAUGCUCUCGCCCAAAUGUAGAAAACACUAUUCUAUUGAGAGUAAGGAAGUUAUAAACAAUGUUCCAUCAACUGUAUGGAAAAUUGGGAAUAAUUCCAAGGAAAAAAGAAGCGAUGCUGACAUUUUCUGUAAAUGAAAGUGAUCAAGAUAUAAUACGGCGUAUAAUUUACCAGCUAUACGAGGAACAAAGCGUGCUUACAUUAGAUAUCUUAAUUAGGAGGCUUGAAAAAGAUGAAACCGGUGUUAAAUGUGGCAGAACUACCUUACGGAAGUGUAUUCAACAACUGAGUUUUUGAUUUAAAAAAAUUGACAAAAGGCAAGUUUUAAUGGAAUCUUUUAGAAUUCGGAAAUGGCGACUGGAAUAUCUAGAAAAAAUUAGGAUUUACAGAGAACAACACAACUUGUAUGAAACCUGGUUCGAUGCCCCGGAAAAGGGUUGGGUUGACUCAACUGAUAAGUGUAAGAAGACACCACCGCUGAUUUAUUUGAAAGUUGGUUUAAAAACAAACUAGUUCCAAACAUUUCUCCUAAUAGCAUAAUUGAAAUGGACAAUGCAAGUAAACAUUUGACUAAAACCCCUUCCUCAUGUGACACAAAAGCAACAAUCCAAAACUACAUGCCGACAUUUAUUUUCACGAAGAUUAUACCAAAAAGCAAUUAAUUGAGGUUCUACAAAGCUUGAACCUACAAAAGGAAUACGUCUGUGAUAAUUAUGUAAAAAAUCUAGGGUAUACAGUUUUCAGGCUUUCACCUUACCACUGUAUAUUUAAUCCCAUUGAACAUGUUUGGCACCAACUGAAAUCUGCCGUUCGUCGUAACAAUGUUUUUCCCUAAAUGCUGAACAAUGUGGAAUUCCAUCAGAAAAUAAAAAAUCCACUGCAUCAAGACUUUUGCGAAAAUGAAAUAGACUACGAGAAACCAGCAAAAGGCAAAUCGCCAAAAAAUAGUGGGACCAAGCCGAUUCUGAGUCCCGCCAAUUCGAAACGUUCAAAUAAAGAACGUGUAGAGGAAAAAAAUGUUCCGUCAGAUAUAGUGUGUCCAAAAAAAGAAACGCCCAGACCGCUAUUCGCUUUGCGGUGUACCGCCGCCAAGGACUGCAGUCCACUAGGCGAUGGACUGUUAUGUUGUGAUGGUAAAUGCCUUAAGGGCGUCAAACCACCAAAACCGGAACCAAAACAUCAACCCGUAUUUUUUGGAAUGAUUCACCGUCGAUGCCCUUCGGAUCCCUUACCGGAAUUGUCUGGGGUAAAGGAAUGCAAGUCAGACAACGAUUGUUCAUCGAGAAUAUGCUGCGCGGAAGCUUUACAAAAUGGCGAGGUGGCGCACUACUGUAGAACUGCGGAGCCCGUAUGGGAUAACUUACCUAUUCCUAAUCACUUUUUGGAUACUUUGAAAACAUUUGUCGGGUACAUGCAGUGUACCCCACCACCUCCGCCAUUUUUGGAUCUCUUUCCAAAACCCUGUCAGAAUCCUUUGGAUUGUUUUCCUAAUUUAUGUUGCCAAGAAAGAGGGAAAAGAUAUUGUAGACCUCCCAAAAGGUCUCUCUUGGCGCUAGUCGCCGAUAUCGGACAGAGAAUUAUACCUGAAGACGCAGCAAAAAAAUUUAUAGAAAGAAUAUCCUAAAUAGAACCUUUAUUUUUGUAAAUAAAUAUUUUUUUAAGUUA